This is a messenger RNA of Nezara viridula (southern green stink bug), 2223 nucleotides long. The record is from the annotation of a GenBank genome assembly. Lineage: Eukaryota; Metazoa; Arthropoda; Insecta; Hemiptera; Pentatomidae.
AUGACUCCCAAACCAUCAGAUGUCGAGAAGACUGACUUUGUUACUGCCACAAUGAGCAUUUUUCUGGCUGUAUCCCCUACAGCUAGACUACAUACCCGUUGCAGAAGUUUGAACCAAAUGGAUAGAGUAGGGCUUAAAAAUCCUGAUUCAGGGUUGAAUGUCCCUUUACAGCAGAGAAGGCAUAAUUUAGCUAGAUCUCAAGUGAACAGUUCUGAAUACUUUAGUGUCGCAUUUGAAAUCGAUGGUCAAGAUGCUUCAGGCCACGAGUUCUUACUAGCUGCUAAAGGAACUUCUCUGGCGGAAGCAUUAGGUCCUGUCUGUAACAGGAGAGGUAUAGAACUCUCAAAUGUUGAAGUAAUGUUAGAGCAGUACAAAACACCUCUUCCGAUCUUAACAACUGAUACAGCCUGGUUAGGAGGAAAACAUAUCUCUCUAAGAGAAAAAGACUCUUCUGAAAGUCGUGGCAAUAAACUUUUUAGUCAUCCAUCCAGAAAAACUUCAAGGAGCUGUAAAGGUCGAACUAGUUUUUUUAGUGUAAGUACCGAAGAAGGGAAUGUCACUUCGGAUACUUUACCAACUGAGUCGAAAAGCAAAUCUUCUAGACAAAGAUGGAGUGGUCUUUUUGGAAAUUCUAAAGACAGCAAAAUGGAAAUGUUAGUUGAAAAACUGAAUAAUUACAGUAAAUUUGGAAUACCUCAAGUAAAACGCAACCAUGACGAAGAUAUAGAAGAAUCUCUUUAUAAACUGGAAGAUGAUUGGAGGGAAAUAGUUUCGAAGAAACGGGUGGUAUCAGACAUUGAGUGCCAGCAGCAAGCGGCCAUUUGGGAACUGGUUCAAACUGAAGUUGCAUACAUUCAUACCUUGAAACUAGUCACUGAUUUGUUUUUAGCCUGUUUAAUAAGCCUUCAGAAAGUUAAUCUCCUCCUUGAUAUCGACAAAUCAAGAUUAUUCAGCAAUAUUGAAGAAAUUUCAUCGUGCAAUUUUACUCUUUGGUCCAAAUACCUAUUGCCAAUGCUUGCUUGUGCUCGAGAAAAUGCAACAUUGCUAGAUCCUAAUAUAAUUCUGGAAGCGUUCCUUAAGUGUGAAGAAUUGUUUGGACCUUAUGUUGUCUAUUGUUCAGAGCAGAGUGAGUGUCAGAAAUACUGCAGAGAGAAAACUGGCUCAAAUGAACUUUUUACGGCUUAUUUAGCUUGGUGUGAAACACAGAAGGAUUGCCAUCGUCUUAGACUUCUUGAAAUGCUCGUAAAACCAAUGCAGCGAUUGACAAAGUACUCUUUACUCCUUAAAGCAAUAUUAAAACAUACCACUCUUCCCAAGCAAAAAGAAAAUAUUGAAUUAAUGAUUGAACGAAUCGAUUCUUUUGUAAACAAUGUCAAUACAACUCUGAAGCAAAAGGAAGACAUUGAAAGCCUACGAAAUAUCAUGGCGAGGAUAGAGUCUUAUGAUGUUGUGGAAACCAAAGAUGAGGAUUUAGAGAAGUUGAUAAAACCUCACAAUGAAUUAGAUCUCCAGAAACCGAUGCCAGGAUGUAAUCCUCUUCAUAAAAGACAACUCAUUGCGGAAGCUGAUUUAAAACUGAAGGAUCACAAUAACAGCAAGGUGGAAGUGCAUUGUAUAAUUCUUACUGAUAUAUUACUUCUCUGCAAAUUAACACGAGGAUCGCAUCUAAAAAUCAUCCGACCACCUUAUCAAGUCCACAGGCUUAUCAUCGAAGAGCUAUCAAGGGAUACUCCAACCCUAGCUGUCGUUCACCUAUCAGAGUAUUCAACACCAAUGGCUGCUUUUCUUUUGACAUCGUCUGAUCCAAAAACUAUUAAGAACUUUGCAGUUAGUUUACGCCGAGCAGAAGGCCUUUACAAUACCGCAAAACAGGCUAGUGACGAUACCUGGCGAGUUGAACCAGAUUCGAGCGGAGGAUGCAGUAGUUCAAUUGAAAUGGUAGAAGGCUGUUCUCCGAUUAGCAAUGCUUCAAGGGGCCUAAGCGUUGAAUCAGAAGUUCGCCCUCUCUCGCACAGUUCUGACGAAGCUCUCCCUCAUACGCAAGAUACUCUGCGUGUAAUCGUGCCUCAGCUCGGUCAGUCGCUACCUGACCUGAAGGAGGCCGGUAGGAGGUGGCUGGCCCCACCCCCGCCGACGCCGCCUCGAGGCGUGUCCUAUCCACCUCCGUCUCCUCCUCUGCGCAGGACUCACGCUAUUAGGCAUAAUACCGUCGGCGAUCAAUAA